GGGAUCCGAAGCCUCCAUUGUUGCCGGUGUGAGGUGGAAGCCAUACAGACUGCGCAUGAGCCAGAAAACUUACGGAAGACACUUCUAAUACGCAUGCCCAAGAAAGUCUCGUGUGUUCCCGCGGGGAGAGACGGUAGCGUGCCUGGUAAUCUCGCGUUGUUACUUAUUCCCUAGCGCAUGCGUGGUGUGGUGGUACAAUGUCUUUGAUGAAGUGUGCGAUGUGGCCUUUGGGAAUUUUUAAACACAGCUCUAGUGUUUUUUGCACAAGAAGGGCAAUCAGCCUCUUUUCUGGCUCUCCUACGACUACGCAAUGGAGCAAAGUUGUGUCUGAUGCAGAAAAAAUUGUGGGUUAUCCAACGUCCUUCAUGAGUCUUCGUUGUCUUCUGAGUGAUGAACUGAGCAACAUAGCAAUGCAAGUCAGAAAACUGGUGGGAACCAAGCAUCCUUUACUGAAUACGGCCAGGGCCUUUGUGUAUGACAGUCGCAACAACUUGCAGAUGAGAGGCUUGGUGGUGUUACUUAUUUCCAAAGCCGCUGGGCCCAGUAAGUUAGCAGAUGACAGUCUUCAGCAUGACAUGGUGAGCGGUAUUUAUGCAAGCCAGAGAAACUUGGCUGAAAUUACAGAGCUGAUCCAUACAGCUUUCCUGGUGCAUCGUGGGAUUGUAAAUAUGGAAGAGUUGAAGAGCUGUGAUGGCCCUAUUAAGGAUAUGCAGUUUGGAAAUAAAAUGGCUAUUCUAAGUGGAGACUUCCUCCUGGCAAAUGCUUGCACUGGACUUGCACAACUACAAAACACAAAGGUUGUAGAAUUAGUAUCUGGUGCCAUUGGUGACCUGGUGCAAGGAAUAUACUAUGAAAAUUCAUAUUUGCCAGAAAAAAAUGCUUUCACUGACAACAUUGGAAUAACCAACUGGAUGGAGCACAUUUUCCUUUCCCAUGGUGCACUUCUGGCUAAAAGCUGUCAAGCAGCAAUGGAACUAGCAAAGCAUGAUCCAGAAGUCCAGUCUAUGGCUUUUCAGUAUGGGAAGCACAUGUCUUUAAGCUAUAAGCUGAACUCAGACCUGCAGCCGUUCAUCAAUGGGAAGUACAGUGGUACAUCUUUCAGUCUGAACUGUGCCCCUGUUGUUCUUCACCAGGGGUUUGUAGGAAGAGAAGCAUGGAUGGAGCAGGUCAAACAGGCUCAGCUGAAAGGAAACUUGUUAGACUUGGCAAAGUUGCAAGAGGCAAUCAAGGCUGGCAAAGGUGUGACUGCAGCUAUUGACCUGUGCUGUUACCAUGGAAACAAAGCUCUGGAGAACCUACAUUGCUUCCCUCCCUCAAAGGCCAGAUCUGCCUUAGAGAACAUUGUAUAUGCUGUGACCAGAUUUCCAUGACACUGUCAGCAGAUGAUUUCUGCUGCUUAAUGUCAUUUUCUUAUUUUUAUUUUUUUUUUCCCUUUUAAUUUUGUAUUUGUAAAGGUGAUUAUUCAGCAAAGCCUGGAGUAGUCGCCAAUGCCUUCGGAUUCUCAUGCAUCACAUUGAACAGUGGAUGUAAAGCCUAUUUUUUAUCUUGUUUGGAUUGCAAGUGAUAAAAAUAGAAUAAGGAAAAAAAAAAAGUCAAAUAAUUUUCUCUUGUCAUGCCAGAAGCACACUUGAGGCUGAACUAGUAGAAAUAAUUAAUGAGGUUUACUGCUGUGACCUCAGUAAAUGGCCAGGAAAUAAGUUCUUAUUGAUUGGACAUAGCCAGGGAUGGCGCCAGCGUGGUGGCCUGUGGUUUUCCUGCUCCUGGGAGGACAGAAGGGGUGGGAUUCUGCAGGUGUCAAUAGGAAAUCUCUUCUCUAAUCUGAGUUCCUCAAUACUAUGCAGUGUGUGCCCACAUCAAGGACACUCCUCAUUAGCAUUACAUCCUAUAUAUGUGCCCUGAACCUUUUACAAUGCUAGUCCUACCCAUGAAAUCUGCUGCAGCCCUCUCCCGUUUACAUCUUAUUUAUAUAUAAACUCAUCCAUCUGCCCAAACAAGUUCCUGCAUUGCAAAAAUGCUUUAUUUUAAGUAACUCUCAGCAUUUCAGUCCCUGUUUUUGUGCAGCUCAUCACAAUGUUUACUACAACUUCUGAAAUGAAAAUAUUGUUAUUUUUUAUUUCAAGUCUUUUUUAUUACAAUUAAAAAAAAAAAAGGAAAACGUAAUCAACUAAAAGAAGUGUAAAUUGUAUAUUUAUUUCUAAAGAAAUGAAUGUUAUCAGCAUAAAUGUCAACAUGUCUUGUGUGUACAUUCUUUUGAAUAAUUUCAGCUAUGUGAACACCAGU
Molecule: messenger RNA, 2280 nt
Organism: Hyla sarda
Lineage: Eukaryota; Metazoa; Chordata; Amphibia; Anura; Hylidae
Gene: PDSS2
Product: decaprenyl diphosphate synthase subunit 2
Exons: 10
Coding region: 198-1370 (390 amino acids)
Biological process (GO): isoprenoid biosynthetic process; ubiquinone biosynthetic process
Cellular component (GO): transferase complex; mitochondrion
Molecular function (GO): prenyltransferase activity
Source: RefSeq, a predicted model, not a curated record